Molecule: messenger RNA, 2068 nt
Organism: Calliphora vicina (urban bluebottle blowfly)
Lineage: Eukaryota; Metazoa; Arthropoda; Insecta; Diptera; Calliphoridae
Gene: nudE
Product: Nuclear distribution protein nudE
Exons: 6
Coding region: 566-1756 (396 amino acids)
Biological process (GO): vesicle transport along microtubule; chromosome segregation; mitotic centrosome separation
Cellular component (GO): kinesin complex; centrosome; kinetochore
Molecular function (GO): microtubule binding
Source: RefSeq, a predicted model, not a curated record
UAAAAAAAAUAAUCGUAAAAAAAACAACGUAGAAAAAUCAGUUGCUUUUAACAGAGGAAGAAAAAAAAGAGAAAAUGUGGCAGAGUGUGGGAUUUUCUUAAGACAAACACUUGUUAAUUAAUUGAUUUUUCACAAAACAACUAAAAAUUAUCUAUCAGUGAUAUUUACAUGUGUUUAUCUUUCAUUUAUUUUUAUUUUCUUUUAUUGUAGAAAAAGCAUAAUAGUAUAUUGUGAAAAUUUUAAAGAAAAAAAAACCAAGAACGAAACGACGACGACAUUAAACAGGGAAAGCAAAAAAAAAACAAGCAUUAGAUACAAACCAAAAUCUUUGAACAAUUUUUUACAACUUUUACAAAAAGUCCAAUCAUAAAAAAUUGAUUUUUAAGACUUUCCUUGCAACAGCUUUUUAUAAAAAGCAAAGAUUAACAAAACCAUAAAACCAGGAAGGAAUAUCGUUAGGAUUUUCCCUGGAUUUUAAACGAAACGAAACUUUUGCUCACUGAACUCUUUGGAAGAGUAUUAACAAUCCUACCAACAAAACAAACGACCACAUACAAACAAAAAUAUGAUGGAAUCACCUCCACUAUUUAAUAGUGUAGAAGACGAAUGUCGUUAUUGGAAGGAAAGGGCUAAACUUUAUCAUAAAGAGUGGACAGAUGUUAAGCAGGAGUAUGACGAAUACGUUGAGCAAUCACGUGAAAUGGAAGCCGAAAUGGAUGCUACUAUUGAUCAGAAACAGGCAACAAUUAAAGAUCUCAGAUUUAAAUUAUCAUCAGUGGAAAAAGAAAAUGAAUCACUUAAGAUCAAACUCGAAUCACAUAGUAUGGAAUUAAAUAGCAUUGAAAAACAAUUGGAAAAUAUGAAAAAAGAACGAGAUUCCAUGAAAGACUACCUGCGACAGUUGGAACAGAAAAAUGAUGAUUUAGAGCGAGCGCAUCGUAUACUAAAUGAAAGUAUUGUAGAUUUUGAACGAAUGCUGGACAAAGCAUAUGAAAAGAAUGCAUUACUCGAGAUGGAAGUAGAUGAAAAAGAAGUUUUACAAGAAAAACUACAAAGGCUAAUGGAUGAAACGAGAGAUCUUAAACAAGAACUUAAUGUGAAAACGCGUUACACGUCCACAAACGGUUCACAGAAUGGCGGCCUGGUGGGUACUGGCUCCGAGGUAACCACACCCAAUGGCAUUAAUGGUGAUAUAUUGUUGCAGCCUCUCGAUACAGCAGCCCUAAAUAAUACCAAUACAUUAGGAACAACAAAUACAAACAGUACAGCAACAAAUAUUAAUGAUUAUCAAUUACAACAGCGUUCAUUAAAAAGAAAACCAUUUGCCGAUCCGGAUAAUUUACUUAAUGGUAAUGCAAUGACUGCUAGUUCACGUACGACAGCAUUUAACAUUGUCACUGAUAUGCUCAAAAAAUUAAAUUUGGAUAAAGCACUUUUAUGUCCGCAAUGUGAUCGCUUUAGUUGUAUAUGUGAACGUACGAAAAUCAACUCCAACUCCUCCACCUCCUCCUCAAUCAGCACCACAACAACGGCUAACAAUGAUAUUAAUGCUAGCAACAAGUCGCUGGCUGAAGAUGCCACAGACAACAAUAAUGUCUUGUUGCGCCGUUCGACUAGUCGCAGUAAUACAAGUUUAAAUUUUGGUACCAACAUUUUUAAACGUUUCGCCGAACGCAUGAGUUCGAAUAGUAACAUUUUCGCCACAAGUUUAAGAAACUCCUGUGCCAGCACUGAAAUAUCAAACGAAAAGACAUAAUUAUACCUGGCCUGGACGAUAAAGACAUUGAGAUUAUAUUGUAUAAUUUUUGGUAUUUCUGUAACAAUUUGAAAAUGGACUGAUGAAAUAUACAAAGCACACCAAUUGAAAUAAACCCUAAUCAAAGUACUAGUGUUCGUUUUAGUAGCUUUAGUAGAUUUCUUUAGAUUUUAAGACACUUAUUCACAAUGAUCGCUCUUCUUUAGAUGGAAAUGAAAGUGAUAUUAUUGGUGAAUUUAGCCUUACAAAAAGUUUGUAUUAAUAUUUAAUGUUUAUUAUAAUUUUAUUUAAAUAAAUAUACGUUUUAUCUAU